CUGCACGGUCUCGCGAUAGCAGAGUGCAAACGGAAGUUAGUCUUUGUUAAAGAUGGCAACCCCCUAUGUGACAGAUGAGUCUGGUAAAUACAUCAGCGCCUCGCAGCGUCCGGACGGCUCGUGGAGGAGACCACGGCGGGUGAAGGACGGAUACGUCCCGCAGGAGGAGGUCCCGGUCUAUGAGAACAAGUAUGUCAAGUUCUUCAAGAGCAAACCUGAGCUGCCCCCCGGCAUGAGCCCCGAGGACGAGACACAGAGCGACGCCGCAGGACUCUCCAAAACUGCCAAACGCAACAUGAAGCGCAAAGAGAAGCGCAAACAGCAGCAGAUCCCGCAGGAGGACGUGACCUCAGAGCUGGAGCACAUGACCCUCACCGCAGACCACCACACCACCAGCGACCCGACAGAGAGAGCCAAGAAGAUGAAGAACCUGCGGAAGAAGCUGCGACAGGUGGAGGAUCUCCAGCAGAAGAUGGAUUCGGGAGAACUGAAGACCCCCAGCAAGGAGCAGCUGGACAAACUGAGCCGGGGUCAGGCUUUACGAGACGAGCUGAAGCUGCUGGAGGAAGAUCUGGGAGAUCUGUGAGUGUCUCUACAUCAGUCCAAACUCAUUCCUGUGUUUUACACAUCUCUGGACUCUAGAUGCGGGUCGUCCAGAACUCACACGAGAGCAGACGUCAGAUCACAGACUGAUGUUUUACCACAGCAUGAAACUAUAAUGUGUAGACUUGUGUUAUAUUAAACAUUGCAUUACAAUCUUC
This is a messenger RNA of Carassius gibelio (silver crucian carp), 761 nucleotides long. Its product is annotated as partner of Y14 and mago B. Gene Ontology annotation, molecular function: RNA binding. Lineage: Eukaryota; Metazoa; Chordata; Actinopteri; Cypriniformes; Cyprinidae. The coding region runs from base 53 to 586 and encodes 177 amino acids. The record is from RefSeq and is a predicted model, not a curated record. Gene Ontology annotation, cellular component: exon-exon junction complex; cytoplasm. The transcript has 3 exons. Gene Ontology annotation, biological process: exon-exon junction complex disassembly.